Hordeum vulgare subsp. vulgare (domesticated barley) is the source of this 877-nucleotide messenger RNA. Its product is annotated as histidine-containing phosphotransfer protein 2-like. Gene Ontology annotation, cellular component: nucleus; cytoplasm. Gene Ontology annotation, molecular function: protein histidine kinase binding; histidine phosphotransfer kinase activity. The record is from RefSeq and is a predicted model, not a curated record. The coding region runs from base 151 to 594 and encodes 147 amino acids. NCBI's taxonomy places the organism in Eukaryota, Viridiplantae, Streptophyta, Magnoliopsida, Poales, Poaceae. Gene Ontology annotation, biological process: phosphorylation; cytokinin-activated signaling pathway; phosphorelay signal transduction system. The transcript has 6 exons.
AUUCCCCCCCACCCUACUCCCGUCCCCGUCCACGCCGCCGCCGCCGCCGCGAAUUCCGCCGGCGUCCGCCCCGCGCGCGCGUGCUCUGCGCCCCCGUGUCGGCCCCGGCGGACCCCAGGACCUCCGGAUCGGAGCCCCACGCGCCUCGCCAUGGCGGCCAACGCGCUCCAGGCCCAGCUCAACGCGCUCCUCGCCUCCAUGUUCGCCACGGGUAUGGUGGACGACCAGUUCCAGCAGCUGCAGUCGCUGGAGGAGGGGGGCAGCGCGUCGGGCUUCGUCGCCGAGGUCGCCACCCUCUUCAUCGAAGACGCCGACCGGAUCAUCGCCGACAUCGCCGCCCUGCUGGACCAGCCCGCCGUGGACUUCGACAAGGUGGACGCGCACGUGCACCAGCUCAAGGGGAGCAGCUCCAGUGUUGGCGCUCAGAAAGUGAAGCUCGCCUGCAUGCACUUCCGCCAGUUCUAUGAGGCAAAAAGUAAAGAUGGGUGCCUCAUGGCGUUGGCCCUUGUUAGGAGUGAGUUCUGUGAUGUGCGCAGCAAGUUCCAGACCAUGAUGCAGCUGGGGCAGCAGAUCGAGGCCUGCAGUCCCAAGUAGAGUAGCAGUAAAAACUGAAGCAGAAGGAGCUUAGCUCCAUGUGACCCCUGACAUGAUGGUGGGGGGGCAGUGUGUAUGUAUCCCUUAAACUUGUUUGUAGGCAGUGUAACGGCUGUGUGUGUGCAGAACCGGAUUGACCGAUUCCAGCGGUGGAACUCCGGGCUCGCGACCCCUUGAAACGGAACUUGUUUGCCCUGUGUUGGAUGUACGUGUCAACCUUAUACCCGUUUGUGUCGUGCCCGCCCUCAGGCUGCGUGUAAGCUCUUACUGGUGACUUGGGUUU